GGGGCUGGGGUCGUGUCUCGCGUGCUCGUAUAAAUCGCAGAAUUGGUGUAUGAGGCGUUGCCCACUGCCGUUCAAGGGGGCUGCCAGGGUCGUCAAGAGAUACGCCCGGAGAUUCUCACUCGGGUGUCUGUAAAACCCACUAUCCUGUCUCGUAAUUUCCGCCUCUGAAACAACGGGGAAUUACCCAAAAUGGGGGCUGUUUUCGCUCUCUCACCCAAAGUUUUGACGUCGUCGACGGCCUUGAGGCGGUAGUAGUGUGCAGGGAUUUGCUGUCCGGGGUACACGAUAUACCGAGGGUCCUUUUUGCUUAUCAAAAGGGGGUCGCAGAUGACCCGGGGGAUCACAUCGAUUCGGCGCUCGAUUUCGCGUUUCAGGACCUGAAAUCGGGGUUAGAAAUGUGUGGGAAAAACAGGGGGACGUACCUUGGGGCCGUCGUGCCCGAUCGGGACAUGGGGGCCCCGUCGAGAGCGCAACGCAAACCGCAUUAUUUGUCUCUUGGCGAAAAUAAACAACAAGAUGAAGGUUAAGACACCCAAACCGAUGAUAAUCACGACUGUGACCCCGGAUAACUCCUCGGACAUGUUUUUGGGGCGCGUGAGGCGCUCGGCCUGGGCAGGCAUCGAGACAAGGGGGCCCGCAAUUUAUUGUACACGAUAAUUACACCUCAAUUGCAUUCUUUUCACUAAUUAAUGACUUGUUUGUUAAAAUUUACGACAUAAUUAAUGUCAAAAAGUGACAAGUGACACUAUUGACGUUUGCCUAACUUCACAUCACUGUUAUUGUCACUGAAUAAAAUUAAUUUAGCUUUUAUUAAACAAUUUCGUUGUGUUUUUUACCAAAUUAGUUUUCACUUGAUCGCCCCUUAGUGCCUAACUUCACACCAUUGAUAAAAAAUCGUUUUGCUCCUGUCAAACACUGAUUUUCCUUCAAAAAACGAGUUAUUUUGUAUUAAUUUGAUGUUAAUUAUGUCGGAGAUGGUCGAGGGUGACACUCCCGAGAGUAGCGGGACGGAAAACCACGUGAAAAAGUACGAGAUUUCCCCCAAUUUGGAGGAAAAACUCCGGGACGUCCCCGAAGCCCUGUCCUACAUCAAACAUCUAGAAAAACAGCUGCGAAAGCACAAGAAAAAGCUGAAAAAAAUCCGGGCGAAAUUGAAGGUGGUGAAACGUCACGAUGUAAGUACGCAAACCGAGACGAAAACCAUCACGGAGGAGAUCACCGAAGCGGCGGAAUUGGCCACACAAAACGCCGGUUUUGUGUACGAUGAAACGUGUGGAUUGUAUUACGACUCGAACACUGGCUAUUACUACAAUGCGGAGUAUGGGUUGUACUACGAGCCGAGUACAGGGACCUACAUGACCUACAAACCAGAGACGAACACGUACGAGUUUCAUUCGCGUGUUGCCGUUCCGCGGGAAAUUCAAAUUAAACGAAAAAAGAAAUGUAAGGAUGAGUCAAAAGCCUCGAAAUGCGUCAAAUUGGACAACGACACGUCACGACCGGAAACGGAAGAGGGGGAAUGCUCCGGAAGUACCACCGAUGAUGACACUAAUUCUGACACAAGUGAUUUAUCUAAGCAGUGGCCGCCCUGUAUGAGAAUAAUCGUAGAACAGUCUCAAGUACCAAAAAUCAAAAUUGGUUCCUUACACAUUGUGACGUUUGAAGGUGGUACUUUGGGUCGUGAAGGUACCCACUCUAUUGUCCUCCCCGACAUAAAUAUAAGUAAAAGUCACUUGAAAUUUACUUACGACUCGGAGAAAGGUACCUAUCACGUGACUGAUUUGGGUUCGCGUAAUGGUACCAUUUUGAAUGGUAAACGAAUCAGUACCUCGAAACAGGAAAGUAGUGCUUUGGAGGUACCACAUGGGAGUCGAAUUCAAGUUGGUUCGGUGGUACUCCUGUGUCACGUCCAUGACGGGUACAAAACUUGUGGUCAUUGUGAACCAGGUUUGGUUCAAAGUACCGAAAAAAAAAUUGAAGUUAAGUCAAAAGCCACAAAAAGUGAACAACAUAAAAAUGAGUUGAAAAAGUUGCGUAAAAAAUUCGGUGUAAGUCUCUAUGAGGAAAGUGGUAGUAAGUUAGCGUCCGGUUAUACCGACCGAGCACAAAAACGGCGCGAAACUGUCGGAAGUCAAAAUCCGCAUGAGAAAACGGAAAUUGCGUCACUAGACGAGUCAAUUCCGGCGCAGAAUAAAGGGUUUAAAAUGUUGGAGAAGAUGGGGUGGAAGGAGGGGCAAUCGUUGGGGAAGGACAGUCAAGGGUUGUUGGAACCAGUGAGGUUGGUAUCGAAUCCGGGGACUUCCGGGAUGGGGAGUGGCGAUGCAGUCGUUGCGGAUCAGUACGAUAAAAAUAAACAGAUAAUUUGGAAGAAGACACAAGAAAGGUUCAAAAAAUUGCCAACGACCAGUGUUUUUGAAGAGUCUGAUUGAUAUUUGUGUUUUUAGUUAAUUUGUUGUAAAUAUUUUUAUAAAUAAAUUAUUUUUUUACAAAUUUUAAGUGA
This is a messenger RNA of Tribolium madens (black flour beetle), 2500 nucleotides long. Its product is annotated as angiogenic factor with G patch and FHA domains 1. The record is from RefSeq and is a predicted model, not a curated record. Lineage: Eukaryota; Metazoa; Arthropoda; Insecta; Coleoptera; Tenebrionidae. The transcript is spliced from 10 exons. Bases 957 to 2429 code for a protein of 490 amino acids. Gene Ontology annotation, molecular function: protein binding; nucleic acid binding.